Messenger RNA from Aspergillus thermomutatus, 1515 nucleotides. It is a transcript of the gene ugp1, whose product is annotated as UTP glucose-1-phosphate uridylyltransferase. NCBI's taxonomy places the organism in Eukaryota, Fungi, Ascomycota, Eurotiomycetes, Eurotiales, Aspergillaceae. Gene Ontology annotation, biological process: UDP-alpha-D-glucose metabolic process; glycogen metabolic process. Gene Ontology annotation, cellular component: cytoplasm. Gene Ontology annotation, molecular function: UTP:glucose-1-phosphate uridylyltransferase activity. The transcript has a single exon. The coding region runs from base 1 to 1515 and encodes 504 amino acids. The record is from RefSeq and is a predicted model, not a curated record.
AUGCCUCUCUUUUCUUCUUCCACCAAACUGACGCAUUCCCCUCGUGCUCAGGCCUUCGAGAAUGCCUCCACCAGCGUUGCUGCCUCUCAGAUGCGUAAUGCUCUGAACGCCCUCGCCGAGACUGUUCCCGACCCCAACGAGAAGAAGCGCUUCGAGGCCGAGAUGGACAACUUCUUCGCUCUCUUCCGCAGAUUCCUCAACGACAAGGCCAAGGGCAAUGUUGUCAACUGGGACCGCAUCAACCCUCCUCAGCCCAAUCAGGUCAUCGACUACAGCGAGCUGGGCACCGAGGCCUCGGUGGAGUUCCUGAACAAGCUGGCCGUCGUCAAGCUCAACGGCGGUCUCGGUACCUCCAUGGGCUGCGUGGGCCCCAAGUCCGUCAUUGAAGUCCGUGAGGGCAUGUCCUUCUUGGAUUUGUCCGUUCGUCAGAUUGAACACCUGAACCGCACCUACAACGUCAACGUGCCCUUCGUUCUGAUGAACUCGUUCAACACCGACCAGGACACCCAGUCCAUCAUCAAGAAGUACCAAGGCCACAACGUCGACAUCAUCACCUUCAACCAGUCCCGCUACCCUCGCAUCAUCAAGGACUCUCUCCUCCCCGCCCCCAAGAGCUUUGACGCUCCUCUGCAGGACUGGUACCCUCCCGGUCACGGUGACGUUUUCGAGUCGCUGUACAACUCGGGCACUCUGGACAAGCUGCUCGAGCGUGGUGUCGAGUACAUCUUCCUGUCCAAUGCCGACAACCUGGGUGCCGUUGUCGAUCUCCGGAUCUUGCAGCACAUGGCUGACACCAAGGCCGAGUACAUCAUGGAGUUGACCGACAAGACCAAGGCCGACGUCAAGGGUGGUACCAUCAUUGACUACGAGGGCAAGGCCCGCCUGCUCGAAAUCGCGCAAGUGCCCAAGGAGCACGUCAACGAGUUCAAGUCCAUCAAGAAGUUCAAGUACUUCAACACCAACAACAUCUGGAUGAGCCUCCGCGCCGUCAAGCGUGUCGUCGAGGAGAACGAGUUGGAGAUGGAGAUCAUUGCCAACGAGAAGUCCAUCCCCGCCGACAAGAAGGGCGAGGCCGACCAGGCCAUCUACCAGCUGGAGACCGCCGUCGGUGCGGCCAUCCGCCACUUCAAGAACGCUCACGGUGUCAACGUUCCCCGUCGCCGUUUCCUGCCCGUCAAGACUUGCUCCGAUCUCUUGCUGGUCAAGUCGGAUCUCUACCGUCUUGAACACGGUCAGCUCGUCAUGGACCCCAACCGCUUCGGCGGUGUCCCCGUCAUCAAGCUGGGAUCCGACUUCAAGAAGGUGUCGGACUUCCAGAAGCGCAUCCCCAGCAUUCCUCGCAUCGUCGAGCUGGAUCACCUCACCAUUACCGGUGCUGUCAACCUCGGCCGCAAUGUCACCCUGAAGGGAACCGUCAUCAUUGUCGCGACCGAGGGCAGCACGAUCGACAUCCCCCCUGGCUCGGUCCUGGAGAACUGUGUGGUCCAGGGCAGCUUGAGAAUCCUGGAGCACUAG